This is a messenger RNA of Microstroma glucosiphilum, 1346 nucleotides long. Its product is annotated as RmlC-like cupin. The record is from RefSeq and is a predicted model, not a curated record. The transcript has a single exon. Bases 144 to 1292 code for a protein of 382 amino acids. Lineage: Eukaryota; Fungi; Basidiomycota; Exobasidiomycetes; Microstromatales; Microstromataceae.
GCCAGAAUGCAGCUUCGGUCCGGGGUCGAUGCCCCUAAAAGACUUCGAGAGCUUCGUACCUUCCCUUGCAACCUAUCCAUACAAGCAUACCACCGUCAGAUCAAGCGCACUUGAAGACAGAGUCUUUCGAUCUCCACGCCAGCAUGUCGUCAAACUCUCUCCGCCUCACUCCCAGGACUGAGAUCCAUCAAGGGCCACUCAAGGCACCUCGCCGAUCCUAUAUCCUGUCGCAAGCGUCCGGCGAGAGCUUCGUCAUUCCUUCUAGCAAGUCAAAUCUUCGCCUGGCAGCUGGCAAGGACACGACUGAUGGCGCUUUUGCCAUCGCAGUGACCACCGGAGGUCCGACUGCGCCAGUGGUGCCGCACUCUCACCGUGAAGCUCACGAUACCUGGCUCUGUCUUCGAGGCGCGGUUCAAGUCUGGUGUGAAGACACUAGCCGAAUUCUAUACCCUGGAGACUUCGCUUCCGUUCCUCCUGGCUAUGUGCAUACCUUUGCGCAAAGGGGCGCCGCCUUCAACGAUUUCUUCGGUCUGAUCACGCCUGGAGGUUGGGAAGGCCUGUUCAAGUACAUUGGUAACCCCGUGACGGAGGACCAGAACAUCGUCACCUUCCCUUCUGACGAUCAAGCGCCGUUUCCAGUCGAGAGGUUCAUUGCUGCCAUCAAGGAAGGCGCAGAUGUAGUACCGGCUCAUGGUCACAAGCUGGUGGACGCCACGCCUUUCACCGACGCGGAUGUGCUGCCCGAUGAGACGAAGCCCUACUUCCUCAAGGCCGACACAGGAGACCGCUACUUCCUCGGCGGACAACAAUGGGAGACUAUCGCGGCGGCCAGGAACACGGGUGGCAAGUUCUCCAUUGGCUGGCUGGAGGGCAGCUGUCUCCUCAAGGACCACUACCUGGGAAGCACUUCACAGCUUGUCAGCUUCGAGGCUGCUCACACCUACCUGAGAGUCAUCGAUGGUACAGUCAAGCUCACUGUCAAGUCGGCUGACGAUGGUCAGACAUUCACCGAAGAGCUGCACGAUGGCGAAGCAGCUCUGGUGGCAUCUGGUGACGCUUUCGGCAUCGAAUUCACAUCGCCAUACGGACGCGUCCUGGUCAGCAGCGGCACCACCGAGCCGGCUUCCUUCAAGGGAGGCUUGGAUACCUUGUUCGCAGCCUUGGGCAACAAGGCAGAGAAGCAGACGAUCGUCUUUGGUGGUGGAGUAGGACACCCCUCUGGCGUGCAGGUAAAGAGUGAACAGCUCUCCCAGUGGGCUGGAGACAACUACGCUAAAGUCAUUACUCUGUAGCUCAAUGCUCAAUGAUGUCACCGACUGUCACAAUUGCAAAGGAUUUGAGGUACA